Molecule: messenger RNA, 984 nt
Organism: Trichoderma reesei QM6a
Lineage: Eukaryota; Fungi; Ascomycota; Sordariomycetes; Hypocreales; Hypocreaceae
Exons: 4
Coding region: 1-984 (327 amino acids)
Source: RefSeq, a predicted model, not a curated record
AUGCCGCUCAUUACGACACCCAGAGGCCUUCGGUACUACCGCUUCAGUGACCGCACAAAAAGGAUAUGGCAGUACAGGCUUGAAAACGGGAACUGGCUGAGGCUGCCCAAGCCGAUCCGGAUUGCUGAAGGGUAUGAGGACCAGUAUACCUUUGGCAUCAGCCACUUUAGCGACCCUCUAAAGGAACCAGUGGUCACCUUUCUCGCCGGCGGUCGAAACGAGUCCAUGCUCGAGUUUCAGUGGGCCAUAGACGACAAUGAUGCCAGUCAAGUCGCUAUCCCGGACUCUGUCCGAAAACUGGCGAAUGGGAACGUUGCACCUGUUUUGCUCGAUCCAUCUCCAGCUCUUGAUGCCCCUCCUAGUAUCUGGGGUAAGCAAUGGGCGUUUCUAACGGGUGGUUCGAAUAAGUUCUCGCCUGUGGAACUUGAACGUGCUACACCGGCUGGCUGUUGGGAGGGAAGAGAGAUACGAGACAAGAAGCUUUUUGCACCUUCGAAAGUGGCUGCUUGUGUCAAUUUCACGGGAUUACACCUGUUUAUGCCUGGCAUUUAUGACGGUCGCUAUGGACUGAUGAAGGCCUCUCGGUCCUUGGACAGUGAAGAAUACACAGUCGACGUUUACCUCAAUGUCCCCGACGAAGCAGGCAUCAUCAUUGAUGCAGCCUUGGCAGCAGCUUCAUGGAACGAAGAACCGCGCGUCUUUGUCCUGACCCGCCAGAAGGAUAGCCCUGUUCGACAUGUACAAGAAUGCGUGUACGAUGUCGAUGAGAAAGCCAUGGCACUCCGGCAGCUGACCGAGUAUGACGGCUGGGUUGGUGUAGGCAUAGAUGGGCAAAAUGUCGUCGUUGCGUAUGAGGAUCGGGAUGAGUAUGGGAUUAAUCUCAAGACGCUUGUCUGGGAUGAAGAGGAGGAGUGGUGUGAUGGACCGGAUAUUGAUCGGUGGGAGGGCGCGAAUGGGGGUUCCUUGAGGGAGAUGGAGGAAUGA